This is a messenger RNA of Etheostoma spectabile (orangethroat darter), 1845 nucleotides long. RefSeq names its product E3 ubiquitin-protein ligase TRIM21. The record is from RefSeq and is a predicted model, not a curated record. Gene Ontology annotation, molecular function: zinc ion binding; protein binding. NCBI's taxonomy places the organism in Eukaryota, Metazoa, Chordata, Actinopteri, Perciformes, Percidae.
GGCAACGGGCCACUGAGAGGUGGCGCAACACUGAAAGAGGAGAGCUGCAAUUUCACGUUUUCUGAAUUGAAAGUGAAAGUUGGUCUGAGCAACAGCACAGCUGCAGUCGAGACACGUUUCUCCGUUUCUCUCUCAAGAAAAGAAACAUUCUACUGAACCCUCCUAACAGCCGAAUCUCUGCCAAACACAGAGUGUCGAUAUGUCUGCUGCCAGCUGUCUGCUGACUGAAGAUCAGUUCCUGUGCUCCAUCUGUCUGGAUGUGUUCACUGAUCCAGUCAGCACACCAUGUGGACACAACUUCUGUAAAACCUGCAUCAGUGAUCACUGGGGUAGUAAAUUCCCGUUUCAGUGUCCCAACUGUAAUAAGUUUUUCAAAGCAAGACCUGAGCUGCAGGUCAAUACCUUCAUCUCUGAGAUGGCUGCUCAGUUCAGACAGUCCGCUCAACAGAAAGCCAGCAGCAGCAGCUCAGAGUCCAAACCAGGAGAAGUUCCCUGUGACAUCUGCACUGGAACCAAACUCAAGGCCCUGAAGUCCUGCCUGGUGUGUCUGGACUCCUACUGUGAGACUCACCUGGAGCCUCAUCUGACAAGGUCAGGCCUGAAAAGACAUCAGCUGAUCGACCCUGUGGAGAACCUGGAAGGAAGGAUGUGCACGAAGCACGAUAAACUGCUGGAGCUGUUCUGUAAGACCGACCAGAUGUGCGUCUGCAUGCUCUGCACCAUUUUAGACCAUAAGCCACAUGAUGUUGUUCCUCUUAAAGAAGAAUAUGAGGGAAGGAAGGCCAAGCUGGGGAAGACAGAGGCUGAAAUUCAGCAGAUGAUCCAGAAGAGACAACUCAAAAUUCAGGAGAUCAAACACUCAGUGAAGCUCAGUGAGGAAGAUGCAGACAGAGAGAUAGCAGACGGUGUCUGUUGAGAGAAGCCAGGCCGAGCUCAUCGACACGAUCAAAGAGAAGCAGAGAAAGACAAAGAAACAGGCUGAAGGCUUCAUCAAAGAGCUGGAACAGGAAAUCUCUGCGCUGAAGAAGAGAAGCACUGAGGUGGAGCAGCUCUCACAGUCUGAAGACCACUUCCACGUCCUCCAGAGCUUCACGUCUCUAAACGCAGCUCCACCCACCAAGGACUGGACAGAAGUCAGCGUCUGUCCACUUUCAUUUGAGAGGACUGUGGUGAGAGCUGUGAAUCAACUGGAGGAGACGCUCAGCAAACAGAUGAAGAAGCUGCUCGCUGAGGCCGAGCUGAAGAGGGUCCAGCAGUCUGCAGUGGAUCUGACUCUCGAUCCUGAUACAGCAAAUCCCUGGCUCAUCCUCUCUGAUGACGUUAAACAAGUUAAACAUUGUAAAGUAAAGAAGAAUCUUCCAGACAAUCCAGAGAGAUUUGAUACUUGUGUCAAUGUUUUAGCAAAGCAGGGCUUCUCUUCAGGAAGGUUUUAUUACGAGGUUCAGGUUAAGGGGAAGACCAAGUGGGAUUUAGGAGUGGCCAGAGGGUCGAUCAACAGGAAGGGAAAAGUCACAGCAACUCCUCAGUAUGGUUUAUGGAUGAUAUGGUUAAGGAAUGAAAAUGAUUAUGAAGCCCGUGAAGACCCUCCAGUCCGUCUCUCUCUGAAGUCUCGUCCUGAGAAGGUGGGGGUGUUCGUGGACUAUGAGGAGGGUCUGGUCUCCUUUCAUGACGUUGAUGCUGCAGCUCUCAUCUACUCCUUUACUGGCUGCUCCUUCACUGAGAAACUCUACCCAUUCUUCAGUCCUUGUAACAAUGGUGGUAAAAACUCUGCCCCUCUGAUCAUCUCUCCUGUCAAUAACAGGGAGUAGAAUCAUGCGAUGUCCUACUUGUAGAUUCAUUUUCAUU